This is a messenger RNA of Anopheles coluzzii, 1713 nucleotides long. RefSeq names its product endoplasmic reticulum lectin 1. Bases 154 to 1650 code for a protein of 498 amino acids. The transcript is spliced from 5 exons. The record is from RefSeq and is a predicted model, not a curated record. Lineage: Eukaryota; Metazoa; Arthropoda; Insecta; Diptera; Culicidae. Gene Ontology annotation, biological process: retrograde protein transport, ER to cytosol; endoplasmic reticulum unfolded protein response. Gene Ontology annotation, cellular component: endoplasmic reticulum lumen.
AAACCAUCUUCAGCCAAUCAAUUUCUACCACGACCGCAACCGUGGCCCUUUGCGCUAUUGCACAUAUUUUUGUGUAAAGUAAACAAAUAUAGACGAAAAAAUAGCGCUACAGGAAAGGAAGGAAAAACACAUUCCAACACGACCGUGUGAAACAUGUUGGCUUGGCACAUUUUCACACUCGUCGCCGUAUUCCGACUCGGGGAGUGUCACGAUUUGAAGGGUUUCGAUGAUUCGGUACUGUUCAAUCUCGUAUGGCACGCCAAAAACGACAUUUUCCCAGCACCGGCCAAUUCGGAGGAAAUAUUCGUCACGUCCGCGAACAAGGAGAAGUAUCGCUGCCUAAUCCCGUCCAUCACGGCCAAGGAGACGACCGGUGAUGUGGAGUACAGUGGUCCCAGCCCGCUCGAGCUGCUCGAGCCACUGUUCACGUCGACCACGUGCUCGUACCGCAUCGAAAGCUACUGGUCGUACGAAGUGUGCCAUGGCAACUACAUCAAGCAGUAUCACGAGGAGCGGCACGAGAAGACGAGCAAGCUGCAGGAGUACUUCCUCGGCCGGUGGGACAAGCAGAAGACGGAAGCACUGAAGGCCCGGUACGCACAGGCCGACGCGGACAAGGAGCAGCAGAUGAAGUACAAAAAGAUCGAAGGCUUCAAUCUGCCCUACCUGGAGCUGGAGAUGGAUUCGGGCACGAUCUGCGAUCUGAAUGGGGAGCCGCGCGUCACGAAGGUGCUGUACGUGUGCUACCGGUUCGGCAAGAACGAGGUGUACUCGCUGAAGGAAACGUCCACGUGCAACUACGAGGUGAUCAUCCUGACGGCGGCCCUCUGUACGCACCCGAAGUACAAGCCGCAGGACACGGAGGAGAACAAGAUCAACUGCAGUCCGGUGGGGGAAGCGCCCCGGAAGCCGAAAGCGCUGCUCCAGCUGGAGGUGGACAAGCUGCGGCAAAAGUAUCAGCAGCUUACGGUUACAAUAAGGGAUGCAUUAGGAUAUGAAAUGCCUGAAAUGAGUGAGGACGGUUCCAUUCGGGGUGAUCCGAUGCGCAAGGAUACGACAUUCAACUUCGACUGGAAGGCAAUGGAAGAGGAAGCUGGUGCUGGUGAGGGUGAAACCCCGGUUUCAUCGAUGACCAGGCGGCCAAAAAAGUCGAAGGAACUUACCUCGCUGUUGGAAUUUCUCGAUGGCGCGUACUGUUUGCCAGGCGGAUCCGGCUGGUGGAAGUUCGAACUGUGCUUCGGCAAACACGUCCGCCAGUACCACAAGGACACCUCCAUCUAUCUCGGGUACUUUGAUGUGGAAAAGCACCGCGAAUGGUUGGAGAAAACCCCAUCGGCCCGGAACAAGCGCAAGCUCGAGAACCAGAUCAGCCACUUCUACACCGGUGGCGACGUUUGCGACAAAACCAACCAGCCCCGGCACGUGGAAGUAAAACUAAAGUGCACGGACAGUGUGGGCGCGCCGGAUGUGAUCGCUCUGUACCUGCUGGAACCGCGCCCCUGCGAGUACGUGCUGAACGUGGAAUCGUCCAAGAUUUGUGAUAUUCUGCCGCUGGCGUCGGACGAUAUGCUGCUGCCGGAAAACCUCCGACAGCUCGAGGACGAAACGCAACUCGUGCUGGACGGUGGUGCAGCUAAUGUAAAUAAUUGAUUUAAUCACCGUUUUCGAAAGUAAUUGCAGUAAAUUGCGCGCGUACUCAAUUGCUGAACUCUA